UCCGCGUAAUGUGGUUUUGGUCAAGUUGGAGCAAAAAUAUUUUAGUAUUAAUUGCAAUAGACGUGACAGCAUUAAGAUAAACAGAGUUAAGUUAUUUCAGGAAAAGAUCUGAUCACUAGAAGUGCAAAGAACGGUUUAGUUUUUUGUCUAUGCGGUCACUUUAUUGUAGAUCUACACUUUAAAUUCGUUUAAUAUCUAAUAUUGUGAUGAAUGGUUCUGCUGCACAAUGUAUGAGUGGGGAUGGAGCAGCAAAUGGAGAGAAAGUCGCAAUACUCGAUGCUGGUGCACAGUAUGGGAAGGUGAUUGACAGGAAGGUUCGGGAACUGAACGUAGAGUGUGACAUUCUUCCGCUGGACACGCCAGCAUUCACACUGAAAGAAAAACACUACAAAGCGAUAAUAAUAUCGGGAGGCCCAAGUUCUGUCAAUGACACGGACGCUCCAUUGUACGAUGCCGACAUCUUCAACUGUGGCUUACCACUGCUUGGGAUAUGUUACGGCCUUCAGAUGUUGAAUAAAGAGCAUGGCGGAACUGUGACAAAAAGCAGUGCGCGGGAAGAUGGUCAGUUUGAUAUUACUGUUGACACAAAGUGCCUUCUUUUCAAAGGUUUAUCAAAAUCCCAGUCUGUGCUACUGACACAUGGAGACAGUAUUGAUGCCGUCGCUAAAGGAUUCACUGCUGUCGCUCACUCGGGCAAGUUAGUAGCAGCGAUGGCGAAUGAGAAGAAGAAACUGUACGGGGUCCAGUUUCACCCGGAAGUUGAUCUCACGGUGAACGGGGUACAGAUGUUACACAACUUCCUGUUCGUAGUUGCCGGCUGUACGGGCACCUACACGAUGAAGUCACGGGAAACGACCUGCAUCGAAGAGAUUAAACAAGUUGUCGGGGACCACAAAGUUUUGAUGUUACUAAGUGGCGGUGUGGAUUCGACAGUGUGUGCUGCGUUACUGCACAAAGCUUUACAGCAGGACCAGGUAAUCGCAAUUCACAUAGACAAUGGAUUCAUGCGCAAAAACGAGAGUCGCCAGGUUGAAGAGUCAUUGUGUGGUAUAGGACUGAAGGUCAAAGUUAUACAGGCAGCUCAUACGUUUUACAAUGGAACAACCACAGUGGCCAUCGACAAAAAUAAUCCUAAUUCAAGAAAAAGAAAAACAAAUACGUUGAAUACAACCACGAACCCAGAAGAGAAAAGAAAAAUUAUUGGAGAUACUUUUAUGAAGGUGGCAAAUGAAAUAGUUGAAAAUAUGAAUCUCAAACCACAAGAUGUUUAUUUAGGUCAAGGUACUUUGCGGCCUGACCUUAUAGAAAGUGCUUCCUGUCUAGCAAGUGGAAAAGCGGAUGCAAUUAAAACUCACCACAAUGAUACAGAAUUAGUGAGAGAACUUCGCAAGCAGGGUAGGGUGGUGGAGCCACUGAAGGAUUUCCACAAGGACGAGGUGCGACAGAUCGGUCGAGAUCUCGGGCUUCCUCUAGAGUUAGUACAGAGGCAUCCAUUUCCUGGUCCAGGCCUGGCUAUCCGAGUUAUAUGUGGAGAGGAACCGUUCAUGGAGAAAGGUUACGCUGAAACCAACAUCCUGCUGAAGAUUAUUGUAGAUUUUGCACAAUUUUUGAAAAAACCUCAUUCUAUGAUCCACCAAGUGAAGAUGUCAUCGACGGACGAGGAGCAGCAGAAGAUGGAAAUAAUCUCGUCUAGGUGUCAGCUCUGUGCCACGUUGUUGCCUGUCAAAUCCGUCGGUGUACAGGGAGACUGUAGAUCGUACAGCUAUGUUGCGGGUAUCUCUACAAACGGUGAUGUCAGAUGGCAGGAUUUGAUCGAACUUGCCAAAAUCAUACCUCGAAUCUGUCACAGUAUUAAUAGAGUUGUGUAUAUAUUUGGUGGUGCCGUUACAUAUCCAAUUGAAGACAUCACCCCAACCUAUUUAACGGAAGGUGUUCUCAGCACCUUACGACAAGUGGACUACCUCGCAACGAAGAUAUUACACGACUCAGGGGAGUCGAAUCACGUGAGCCAGAUGCCCGUGGUAUUGACCCCGCUUCACUUCAACCGUGACCCCGUCAUGCAUCAGCCAUCGUGUCAGAGGUCGGUUGCGUUGCGGACGUUUAUCACCAAUGAUUUUAUGACUGGGAUACCAGCGGUGCCUGGGCAGCAUAUUCCUGUAGAGGUUGUGAACAAGAUGGUAGACGCGAUAAUGACUGUGCCGGGAAUCUCACGGGUCAUGUAUGACUUGACGGCGAAACCUCCAGGAACCACAGAAUGGGAGUGACGGCCAAGUUGUGCGUGCGUGUCUAGACAACCAUAACUAUUACUGUAGACUUUAUGGCAAAACUGCUGUAUGAAUGAGAACAGAAGUGGCAAGAGGAAGAGAUUCUCAUUAAACCCAGAACCAUUUGAAUCUUAAGAAAAAACCUCAUAUUGUCCUGUGUCUAAGUUAUCAGGGUUUUAGAUUGCACCAAAGUCAAGGCAUCAGACGUUGUGCCCAAAAUAUGUAUGCUCUUGUGUACCAAAUUACGUUUUAUAAAGACCUUAGAUUACAUGAAAGUCAAGGCAUCAAACGUUGUGCCCAAAAUAUGUAUGCUCUUGUGUACCAAGUUACGUUUUUAUAAAGACUUUAGAUUACAUUAAAGUCAAGGCAUCAAACGUUGUGCCCAAAAUAUGUAUGCUCUUGUGUACCAAGUUACGUUUUAUAAAGACUUUAGAUUACAUUAAAGUCAAGGCAUUGAACGUUGUGCCCAAAAUAUGUAUGCUUCUGUGCCCAAGUUAUCAGAGUUAUAGAUUGCAUCAAAGUCAAGGCAUCAAAUUUUGUGCCCAAAAUAUGUAUGCUCUUGUGUACCAAGUUACGUUUUAUAAAGACUUAGAUAGACGUUGUGCCCAAAAUAUAUAUGCUCUUGUAUACCAAGUUAUGUUUUAUAAAGACCUUAGAUUACAUGAAAGUCAAGGCAUCAAACGUUGUGCCCAAAAUAUAUAUGCUCUUGUGUACCAAGUUACGUUUUAUAAAGACCUUAGAUUACAUGAAAGUCAAGGCAUCAAACCUUGUGCCCAAAAUAUGUAUGCUCUUGUGUACCAAGUUAAUUUUUUAUAAUGACUAGAUUACAUUAAAGUCAAGGCAUCAAAUGUUGUGCCCAAAAUAUGUAUGCUCUUGUGUACCAAGUUACGUUUUAUAAAGACUUUAGAUUACAUUAAAGUCAAGGCAUUGAACGUUGUGCCCAAAAUACUUAUGCUUCUGUGCCCAAGUUAUCAGAGUUAUAGAUUGCAUCAAAGUCAAGGCAUCAAAUUUUGUGCCCAAAAUAUGUAUGCUCUUGUGUACCAAGUUACGUUUUAUAAAGACUUAGAUUACAUCAAAGUCAAGGCAUCAAACGUUGUGCCCAAAAUAUUUAUGCUUCUGUGCCUAAGUUAACUUUCAUCAGGGCUUUAAAUUACACUAAAGUCAGGACAUCAGACUUUGUGCCCAAAAUAAUUUAGUUCCUGUAUCCAAGUUAAAUUUCAUCAGAGCUUUAGAUUGCACUGAAGUCGAGGCAUCAAACUUUGUGCCCAAAAUAUGUAUGCUUCUGUGUACCAAGUUAUGUUUUAUAAAGGCUUCAAAUUACAACAAAGUCAAUGCAACAGAUGUUAUGCCCAAAAUACUCAUGAUCGAAAUAAGCGUGCCCAAAAUUAGAAGCAUGAUGACCUAGAAACAAUUCACUUAAAAACCACGGAAAUGUCGAGCUUUAACUAGAUUAUAAUAACUUGAAAUGCAUUUUUGAAUAAGGUUGUUGUGCACUGGCUGGAGCAAGAAAUAGCCCAAUACCUGGCAUGGUUAUACUACCAGUGGUUUGAUUGGGCGAAUGAAAGGACGUCGGGGAGCAAUAUUUCACUUUAACAGUCGCUCUUCAGAACUUCAUGUUAUUCCAAAUCAGUAGGCAAAUUGUGACGGGGUCUAGGGGCAACUUCGAUUGAAUGCACACUGCUGUCCCAAAGUAAUUUUGAUGGGUGUAUUGAGUUGGCGCUGCCUUCAGUUAACUACCAAAGUUCAAUUUUAUGAUUAAGUUGUUUAAAAAAGAAAUCAACAACAUGAACACAAUAAAACUAUUGUUUGUUUAAUAAAUGUAUUGUUUCUUUAUUAAAUCUAUUGUUUAGUUAUUACCUGUAAAUCAUUACACAAUGCCAUGAAGCAAAUAACCGUCUGUUACCAGAGUACACCGGUAUUUAAUUUAUUUAAAACACCUGUUGGUGAGUUAUUUUUGAUAACACAUACUAAUAACACAUGUGUGAUAACUAUUUAAAGACAUACGAUUGGCUGAUCAUAGGUGAUGACCAGGCCUGGUGCUGAUAAAACUUUAAUAGAGUCCGAGACGUGAAUGUCAUGACAAUGCCAUACAAAUUAUAUGCAUGUGAUGUUGUUAGAGAUCGAGUCUGGACUCUUAAAAGUUUUAUAAGCAAGGGCACUUGUUGCCACAAUGGGCCCUUAUGUUAGGCAGGGCAUCAUACACCAUAACCUUUCAUAAAGCUUUUCUUAUAAAAUAAACUAGAUAUUAUGAAACUUGCCCAAAAAGAACAUGCAGUUAUUUCACUGGAAUAAAACCUUGUGUGUGCAUCAUGAUCAUAAACAGGGCAUUAUAAUUUGUACACCAUGGCUUUUGAUAAAGCUCAUGUUACAAAAUAUUCUGGAGAUGAUGUCUCGUUUAGUUUUCAAGUGCAAUUUAUUAUUAAAGUUGUGCGAGUUUUUGUGUUCUUAAAAGAGUGUGUGUGUGCAUGUGUGUGUGUGUGUGUGUGUGCGUGUUUUAACAACCAUAGAGCACCAAUUUUCUAUGAUAUGGCUUUAUUAUUAUAUUGAAUAAAAUAUUGUGAUCUUU
Gigantopelta aegis is the source of this 4830-nucleotide messenger RNA. RefSeq names its product GMP synthase [glutamine-hydrolyzing]-like. Gene Ontology annotation, cellular component: cytosol. The record is from RefSeq and is a predicted model, not a curated record. NCBI's taxonomy places the organism in Eukaryota, Metazoa, Mollusca, Gastropoda, Neomphalida, Peltospiridae. Gene Ontology annotation, molecular function: GMP synthase (glutamine-hydrolyzing) activity; ATP binding; GMP synthase activity. The coding region runs from base 207 to 2264 and encodes 685 amino acids. The transcript has 17 exons. Gene Ontology annotation, biological process: GMP biosynthetic process.